GAGGGCCGUUUGCGCAGCCAUGCUUUUGCGGGGCGCUCCCCACCUGUCAUCUUUCUGUGUGGUUCUGAUCCUAUCCUAAGGGAUGUUAGAAGACAUUCCCCUGGCAACAUGGUUGUGUUUUCCUACCACUCUGAGAGCAGCGCUCAAGGACACCGAACGGACUGAGAUGGGUGCACACCACUGCCUCCAACAGUUUGGACGGCAUUUGGAAGUGGGAGAGAACGAGCUGGACCGCGGUCCCCGAACUCCCCUCUUCCCGGUUCCACUGCCUCGUGACGUACCCCAACCUCUAACUGCGCCCCCGGCUCCGCCCCGCGUUGAGGCCCCGCCUCCGGGCCCACCCCGCACUGUCGCCCGGCCCCGCGCUCGCGCCCCGCCGUGGGCGCUAGCAACUGUCUUGUCCUGUGGCCCCGCCCAGAGAAGUCCGCCUCCCGGAGUAGCCAGCCCGGGCCCCGCCGGCCCGCUGGGUGGGCGUCGGGCCGCCUUUACUGGCCGGCGGAGGUGACUCGGCGACCUUGGCUAGGAGGCUCUGGCGGGAACCUAUCUACGACAGCCGCUGUGCGGACUUUGCCUAUCGCGGGGAGCGGAGCAGACUGUGUGCCCACGGGCGAUCUGCAGAGAUGUUGGCUUUCGCCGCCAGGACCGUGCCCAGGCAAGUGGCUCCCUCUUACUAGGUUCUGCUCGCCCACUCGGUAGCACAGUUAGGCUUAGAGAUCCAGCCCAAGGCAGACAGACAGGGCUCAGAACCUCAGUCCUGCCAUGGAAGACGGGCAACAGAAAGAGAAGGUGAAGCCCCUGGGCUUCCUCAAGCCCUCCUCCUUGACGAAGGUGUACGGCCGCUUCAAAGCACACCAGGACUCCCUGCCCCGGCUGCCCGUGCCUCCACUCCAGCAGUCCCUGGACCACUACCUCAAGGCGCUACAGCCCAUCAUCAGCGAGGAGGAGUGGGUCCAAACCAAGCAGCUGGUGGAAGAAUUUCAGACCGCAGGGGGCGUAGGGGAGCGGCUGCAGAAGGGGCUGGAGCGCAGGGCCAAGAAGAUGGAGAACUGGCUCUCCGAAUGGUGGCUCAAGACGGCCUACCUCCAGUACCGCCAGCCCCUCGUCAUCUACUCCAGCCCCGGCUUAGUGCUGCCCAGGCAGGACUUUGUGGAUCUGCAGGGACAGCUCCGGUUUGCUGCCAAAUUAAUCGAGGGUGUGCUGGAUUUCAAGACAAUGGUUGACAACGAGACCCUGCCCGUGGAGCACCUGGGGGGGAAGCCGCUGUGCAUGAACCAGUACUAUCAGAUCCUGUCUUCCUGCCGCGUGCCAGGCCCCAAGCAGGAUUCAGUCAUCAACUUCAAGACCAAGAAGUCGCCCACGCACAUCACGGUGGUGCACAACUACCAGUUCUUUGAGUUGGACGUGUACCACAGCGAUGGGACGCCUCUCACUUCGGAUCAGAUCUUUGUGCAGCUGGAGAAGAUCUGGAACUCGUCGCUGCAAACUAAUAAAGAGCCCGUGGGCAUCCUCACCUCCAACCACCGCAACUCCUGGGCCAAGGCGUACAGCACCCUCAUCAAAGACAAGGUGAACCGGGAGUCGGUGCGCUCCAUCCAGAAGAGCAUCUUCAUCGUGUGCCUGGAUGCACCCAUGCCUCGGGUCUCGGAAGACGUGUACCGCAGCCAGGUGGCUGGCCAGAUGCUGCAUGGGGGUGGCAGCAAGCUCAACAGUGGCAACCGCUGGUUUGACAAGACACUGCAGUUCAUCGUGGCAGAAGAUGGCUCCUGUGGGCUCGUUUAUGAGCACGCAGCAGCAGAGGGCCCCCCCAUCAUCACCCUCGUGGACCACGUCAUUGAGUACACGAAGCUGCCCGAGCUCGUGCGGUCUCCCAUGGUGCCCCUGCCCAUGCCCAAGAAGCUGCGGUUCAACAUCACCCCCGAGGUCAAGAGCGACAUCGAGAAGGCCAAGCAGAACCUCAGCAUCAUGAUCCAGGACCUGGACAUCAGUAUCACGGUUUUCCACCACUUUGGGAAGGACUUCCCCAAGUCAGAGAAGAUGAGCCCCGACGCCUUCAUCCAGAUGGCCCUACAGCUGGCCUACUACAGGAUCUACGGGCACGCAUGUGCCACGUAUGAGAGCGCCUCCCUGCGCAUGUUUCACCUGGGCCGUACCGACACCAUCCGCUCGGCCUCCAUGGACUCACUGACCUUUGUCAAAUCCAUGGACGACUCCAGUGUGGCGGAGCACCAGAAGGUUGAGCUGCUGAGGAGGGCCGUGCAGGCCCACCGAUCCUACACUGACCGGGCCAUCCGCGGGGAGGCCUUUGACCGGCACCUGCUGGGCCUGAAGCUGCAGGCCAUCGAGGACCUGGUGAGCAUGCCUGACAUCUUCAUGGACACCUCCUACGCCAUCGCCAUGCACUUCAACCUCUCCACUAGCCAGGUCCCCUCCAAGAUAGACUGCGUCAUGUCCUUCGGGCCCGUGGUCCCGGACGGCUAUGGCGUUUGCUAUAACCCCAUGGAGGCCCACAUCAACUUCUCCGUGUCAGCCUACAACAGCUGUGCCGAGACCAACGCUGCCCGCCUGACGCACUACCUGGAGAAGGCGCUCCUGGACAUGCGCGCUCUGCUGCAGAGCCACCCCCGGGCCAAACUCUGAGCCUCCCGAGCUCGGGCCUGCCAGCGCCACAGCCAAGCCACCUCCGGGUGGGCCACCCACCAGGGCUCCACUCUUUGCUCCCUCUCCCCUUGGGCCUCACGGAUUAGACCGAGCCAGGAAUGGCACCCCCUAGUGGGGCCGGCAGGCCUGAGCCAAGUGCCUUCCAUGAGUCAUCCCAGCACCUGCAGGGGCCACGUCCUGGGCUGUGUUCAGAGGCUGAGCAGGACGUAGGCCUAGGCACUCGGUGCAUCACCCACAUAGGCCUUCCUCUGGGGAAAGGAACCAGCUGAGCCCAUCCCCCACCAGGGUGGGAGACCAGGAAGUCCUUUUCUUGAUGGCUCAGCUCUGGCCAGUUCUUACCAUUUGCACGGCCAGGCCAGGUCUGACCUGAGUCCCCGAGCUCCCAAGGACCUAAAGACAGGGCUGCCUGGAGCGGGGGCUCGAGUCCUCUCCAAGCUGAGAGGCCAGGGUACGGGGUGUGCUGGAAAAGGGAAGGGGACGCCCGGGGCCUCGCCCAGCCCGCCUUGGCCCGUGGGGCCAUCUCCCGCUGGGCAGCCAUGCUCUUUUGGAGAAUGUGGCUCAAGAGCCCUGGCUCUCUCGCUUCUACUCGGCUUGAUUCCUGAACCACAUUUCUAAUUGUACGAUAACACGCAAGGUAAUUAAUAAAGGGGAAAUUUGUUGUCGAA
Molecule: messenger RNA, 3323 nt
Organism: Pteropus alecto (black flying fox)
Lineage: Eukaryota; Metazoa; Chordata; Mammalia; Chiroptera; Pteropodidae
Gene: CRAT
Product: carnitine O-acetyltransferase
Exons: 15
Coding region: 760-2637 (625 amino acids)
Biological process (GO): carnitine metabolic process, CoA-linked
Cellular component (GO): peroxisome
Molecular function (GO): carnitine O-acetyltransferase activity
Source: RefSeq, a predicted model, not a curated record